GUGAAGACUUCAUUUCAUUUUGUCUCUUCCAAAAAUCAAUAAUUCCUCUUUUUCUCUCUUAAACCCUAAACCUCUGUAAAAAUCUCCCGUUUUUCUUCUUCUUCUCCUAAUGCUUCGAAUAACGCUAAAAUCACCCCUAAAAUCUCGAUUAAUCUCCGCUCUCCGUCACCAUAAACCCUCUUUCUCCACCGCCAACCUCGCCGUCGACCACCCUGAACCACCACCUCCAACUACCACAACCACCAGAGCUGCAGUUUCAAGAAUCUUCAACUUUUUUCUCCAAAAUCAUUGCACUAAAGGCUCCGGAAAGAUUUUAAGAGGUGACCCAUGUUUUAAAAUUUCAAUCUUGGAGCUAAAUUCAUCGGAAAUUGAAGACAUUGUUGAGAAACUGAGCUUUGAAAAUUCCGAAUCUGCCCUUGAGUUCUUCUUCUUAUUGAGAAAUGAUUAUGGGUUUAAUCAUUCCAGAGCUUCACACAUUGCUGUUGCUCAUGUUUUGGCUAAAAAACAGAGGUUUAGAGCUUUGAAGAUUCAUUUACAACAUUUGGUUCAACAAGAAGGCUUUGGUUCAGCUCAUUCGAUGUGCGAACUGCUUUUGAUUCAUUUUCAGAAAUGGGACUCUAAUCAUGUUGUCUGGGAUGUGCUGGUUUCUGCUUAUUCCCAUUGUCAGAUGGUUGAUGAUGCGCUCUUUGUUUUUGCAAAGAUGAAAGAUUUCGAUAUCCAGGCUUCUGUAUUUACAUACAAUAAUUUGUUGUAUAAUUUGAGGCAUACUGAUUACAUCUGGGAUGUUUACUAUGACAUGAAAGACAGUGGGAUAAACCCGAGUGAGCAUACUAAUUCCAUUCUUAUAGAUGGUCUGUGCAAACAAUUCUUGAUUCAAAAAGCUGUUAAUUUUGUUCGAGGGACUGAAUGUAGAGAGUCUGAGCCUUGUGUUGUGUCUUUCAAUGCUCUUAUGUCGAGUUUCUGUAAAAUGGGUUCUGUAGAUGUUGCUAAGUCAUUCUUUUGUAUGAUGUUUAAGUGUGGAUUUUAUCCCAAUAUAUAUAGUUACAAUAUUCUCAUUCACGGAUUAAGUGUGGCGGGUGCAAUGGAAGAAGCAUUGGAGUUCAUAGAUAAUAUGAAGAAACAUGGUUUAGAGCCUGAUCUGGAAACUUAUAACGUCCUCGCCAAAGGAUUUCAUCUGCUUGGUAUGAUGAAUGGUAUCCGGAAGUUCAUUAAUAAAAUGCUUCAUAAAGGCAUGAAUCCUGAUAUUUUCACAUAUACAAUGUUGAACUGUGGAUAUUGCAAAGAAGGUAAUAUUGAUGAGAAGAGUAUUAAGUUGAGAAAGGAGAUGUUUUCGAAGGAGGGGGUCCAUGCCAGUGCUAUCUCAGACAACAUGUUACUAAGCAGUUUGUGUAAAAGCGGACGUCUAGAUGAAGCUAUGAAUUUGUUCCAUGAGAUAGAGAGCAACGGUCGUAAACUGGAUCAUAUCAUGUACUCUAUUCUCAUUCAAGGCCUUUGUAAGCAAGGAUUGGUUGAUAUGGCUUUUCAAUUGUACAAAGAUAUGUGUUGUAAGAGAAUUAUUCCAAAUAUUGUUGCUCAUAGAUCUAUUCUCAAAAGCUUCUGUGAGAAAAGGUACAUAUAUGAGGCAAGAGUUUUGUUUGACGCUUUAAUAUAUUGCGACUUAAUAGAUGACAUUUUCUUGGUUAAUAUUAUGAUUGACGGAUAUGCAAAACUUGGUGACAUCGGUGAGGCUGUUCAGGUAUACAAACUAAUAACAGGGAAAGGAAUAACCCCAAGCAUAGCUACUUUCAAUUCCUUGAUAUAUGGGUUCUGCAAAGCCAGAAAGUUAGACGAUGCAAGAAAGUGGGUUGACACUAUAUGUGCACAUGGGUUGAUACCAUCAGCGAGGACGUUCACAACUCUUAUGAAUGCGUAUGGUGAAGAAGGGAAAAUGCAAACUGUUUUUGAAUUGCUAGAUGAAAUGAAAGCAAGGGGCAUAGAACCAACUCAUGUCACUUACACAGUGAUAAUGAAAUGCCUCUGUAAAAGAAGGCAAAUGCAUGAGUCUAUUGAGAUACUAAAGAGUAUGUUACCGGAUGAUUUUCAGCGUGAUGAAGUUUUCUACAACACCAUUAUUAAAAGUUUAUGUGAAGCUCGCGAUGUAGAAGGCGCUUGCAAAUUAUAUAAAGAGAUGGCGGUGCACAAACUUCAGCCAAGUCGUGUCACGUACAACAUUCUUCUUAAUGGUUAUUGUACACAUGGAGAGCUAAAAGAUGCUGAGGAACUAUUUUCUGAACUCCAAGAUGUUGGCCUGAUGAAAUGUGAUUACACCAUUCUAAUAAAAGCAUAUUGUGCAAAAGGAUCAGUGCAUAAGGCAGUAGUUCUGUUCCAAAAGAUGAUUGAGAAGGGCUUUGAAAUCACUAUUAGAGAUUAUAGUGCUGUGAUUAAUAGGUUGUGCAAAAGAAACUUACUAGCUGGCGUAGAUAUUUUUCUGCGUAUGAUGUUGUUUCAUGGCAUUUCUGUUGAUUCACAGAUUUGUUUUCUUAUGCUUAACAGUUUCCGUGAUCACAAUUCUGUGUUCCAGUUGGCCUCUUUGAUGAUUAAGUGUGGCUUAGAUACUGACUCAAAUUGUGGUUGACUGUAAGAGACACCGAUUCAGGAUGAUUAUUGAGCUCUGCUUGCAAUAUGUGAGCUUCUUGGUUCAUGUGUGGUCAAGUGUACGUGACACCAAUUCAGGAUGAUUAUUGUGCUCUGGUGCAAUAUGUGAGCUUCUUGCUUCAUGUGUGGUCAAGUGUACGAGACACCAAUUCAGGAUGAUUAUUGUGCUCUGGUGCAAUAUGUGAGCUUCUUGCUUCAUGUGUGGUCAAGUGUACGAGACACCAAUUCAGGAUGAUUAUUGUGCUCUGGUGCAAUAUGUGAGCUUCUUGGUUCAUGUGUGGUUAAGUGCAGGAGACACCAGUUCAGGAUGAUUAUUGUGCUCUGGUGCAAUAUGUGAGCUUCUCGGUUCAUGUGUGGUUAAGUGCACGAGACACCAAUUCAGGAUGAUUAUUGUGCUCUGCUGCAAUAUAUGAACUUCUUGGUUCAUGUGUGGUUAAGUGUACGAGACACCAAUUCAGGAUGAUUAUUGUGCUCUGGUGCAAUAUGUGAGCUUCUUGGUUCUUGUGAUGUUAUGAGAGAAGUUCCUAGAAGUUGUAACUUGAUUUUAUAAGUUAUAUAGACUUGAUAGAUGAGGUCUUAGGGAUUAUGUCCUUCGACGGAACACAUUUUGUGGAGAAAAGACAAAUGACUUCGGCAUCUGAAAGAAAAGUUAACAGGUACCAAAUGUUCUUCUGUGUUUUUCUUUUGUUCCUUUCUGGUUUUUGGUUAUGGUAUCAUAUUCCUUAUAUUGGGUUAGUAUAAUCAGUUCUUUGUUCCAGUUUUGACUUGCUAGAAUUGCUGGUAUUGUCUGAAGUUCAUUCCAAACUAGUGAAUUUUGCAUCUGUUCCUCCAUUAAGUCUAUCUUGGAGAUGAUUAAUGGCAUGAUUUGUAGCUCUUGCUUAUAGACUGCUCCAUAUUACCUUCUUUUUAGCAAAUAUGCAUAUUUACUUUGCAACUGAUAUAAGCUAUAAAAAAGAAGAGACAUAUAAACAAGUCCACUAUAAAUGUAGUAAUGUACUGAGUGUAGUGUCAAUCUAUGUUGCUGAUAGGUGCUUGUCGGAUCCUCCAAAAAUAGUGUAUUUUUGAAGGAUCCAACAUGGGUGAGGCAACAUUUUUGGAGAGUCCGAGGAACUUGGGUGUCAAUCAGCCUAUCUGAUGCCUGUUAUGCUUGCUUGAUAGAAUCAUUUAUGCUUAACAGUAGCCUUAAUUUGUUGCUGAAAGUGAAUUAAUAAAACUUUUUGAGUGGCAGACUGCAGCACUAUGUCCAUAUUUAUUACUUAUUAUCUAACAUGAACUAUCACAUUUCAUUUCUAUAGCAAAUUAUAUCAGCCAACUUCCUAAAAAGGAAAACAAAAAUAUAAUAUGUUUGUUAAUUAAAGUAAGCCUUAAAAUGGACACCAAACUAAAAAAUUGCAUGCUCAGACAGUAAAAGAAAAAAGGAGGUUGCGUAAAGUAUUCCCUUGGUAAAGAAGAGUAUUAACUUGUUUUCAACGAGUUUUUUGCAAUUUGCCCCCCUAAUCAAGGAAACAUUUCAUCUUUAGCCUCCCAACAAAAUUUUCUAUAUAUCCAGAACUCAAACCCAAAACCUUUAACUACAUUUCCUUCAAUUUAAGGCAAUUCAUCCUUCAAGAUUUUAGCUACUUUUUUCGAGGCUUGUUGGUUCAACUCGAGACAAAUCACCAAUUUUUCUUCUUCUUUGGUGAAGAAAUAAUAGGUGGUUUUCUGCCUGUUAAAAGCAUGCACGACAUCAAAUUCAUUUACCUCUCGCUUAAACGUCUCCCAAAAGACUUCACCCAGCGCUAAGGAUAUAUCAUCCCUCACGUCCUGCUCUGUUGAGGUUGAGCCAUCCAAGUUGUUCCUGAAAAGAAAAUAAAGAAAGAGUGUGAGUUUGAAUUUAUUAUUGGCAACUAUGAGCAAGCUAAAUGGUAAUUAGCUUAUUUACUUGAGUGUCUGCCGGUUGAUGCCAUGACAGUCACCCAUAAUGCUGUAUAUGUAGUCAGUCUUAUCAAAACUUGAACAGUACUUAUAAAAGCGUAAAUCGCCCAAAUUUUCGUCCAACAGCUUCAUUGAUUCGUUGUAGACUCGUUGAAUUUUUUUCAUUUGUGUGAUUUCAGUCAUGUUUCUGCGACAGAACAGAACAAACAAUAAACUCAAUUAGAUGAAUAAUUAAUUAUGAAACACUAUAUAUAUUGAGGCUAUGAUAACUAUGGAACUAUAUAUGCUUGGGUGGAAAAUCAUUACAUGAAUUCAUCAACCGGACAUGUAGUUAGAAAAGGAAGAUUCUUUAUGAAUACUUAUGAAGUGGUCGUGGAGAUACACUCAAGAGGAGCAUAGCCUUUGCAAGGAUGUGAUUAUUGGUAUACAUGGAGCACUAAACCACUGGUGUUCUAAUGUUUCAACAGCGCCAUAUGGAGUUGGUGUCUGGAGAAGUAUACGCAAAUUAUGGGAGGUGUUCUCUCAACACACACACUUAAUUGCAGGGGAUGGACAACAUAUCAGUUUCUGGAGAGAGAAAUGGAUAGGCAAUUCCUCCUUAAUGGUUGCUUAUCCUAACGUGUUCCAGAUAGCAAGGGAGCCUAACUCUACUAUUCAGCAAUACAGAGAAGGGAAUUCUUGGAAAAUCAUCCUCAGAAGGAACAUACAGGACGGGGAAAUGGAGGAGUUGGUCAGCCUACUAGCAGCACUUCACAGUGUUGCAAUUAACAGUGGAACACCAGAGCAACUCAACUCAACUGGGGAGAAAAAGGGGUGGGAAGUUCUCAGUUAAAGCAGCUUUCAAGCUUCUAGGCCCACAAAAUGCAAUAACAGAGAAGGAAGUUUCAGAUAGCUACCAGAUGUUAUAUGUGCAUGAAGGAACUAGAUACACACAACCACCUAUUUCUACAAUGUGAAAUAGCAGCAAACUUGUGGAGUAUGUUUUGAGCUCUUUUUGGCCUCAAAUGGGUCAUGUCUCAUAAUAUCAGGGAUGUUGUGAUAAAGCUGGGGUUGAUGGAAAGUUGAUAGCACCAUCAAGAGAAUCUGGAAGAUGAUACCUGCAGCCAUUUUCUGGAGUAUCUGGAAAGAAAGGAAUAGAAGAUGUUUUGAUGGAAUAUCAACUACCUACCAAUCUUUAAAAGCUAUCUGCCUCAUGUUUUUGUAUAGUUGGGUUUAUUUAUCCCCUCUAGAUUGCCCUGAUUCAUUUCUGAACCAUGUCAGCUACUAAGCUUUUGUAACUAUUAAUGAUGCUUGCAAUAGAACUAAUUACUUCAUCAAAAAGAAAAAAGAUUCUUUAUGAAUCUGUACAUGCUUACUUCAUCGAAUGAUGUACUGUUUCUUCGUUUAAUGGGGAACAAGAUUAGGGUGCUAAUCAGGAUCAAGAUGGAGAGACAACUGCUCAAGAUGGAGGCGCCAGCUACUGCUCAAGGUGGAGGCGCCAGCUACUGCUCAAGAUGGAGAGACAACUGCUCAAGCUGGAGGCGCUAGCUACUGCUCAAGAUGGAGAGACAACUGCUCAAGCUGGAGGCGCUAGCUACUGCUCAAGAUGGAGAGACAACUGCUCAAGAUGGAGGCGCUAGCUACUGCUCAAGAUGGAGAUGCAACUGCUCAAGAUGGAGAUACUGAUGAGGAAAAUGCAGAUCAAGAUGGAGACGUGAAUGAGGAAAAUAUUGAUCAAGAUGGAGCUACGCUAUAUAUUGAACAAUAUCUAGGCCUUGUACUGAUUACAUGCAUCCACUGUUUAACACAGAUUCCAUUCAGAUAUUUCUGCAAAAACACACAUUCAACACAGAUUCCAUGAAGCUUGAAGAUAUCUCUUAAGAGAAAAUGAGAGGAGCGGUUGAGUAGUAAAUGAAUUGAAUUUGUUA
Molecule: messenger RNA, 6455 nt
Organism: Solanum lycopersicum (tomato)
Lineage: Eukaryota; Viridiplantae; Streptophyta; Magnoliopsida; Solanales; Solanaceae
Source: RefSeq, a predicted model, not a curated record